Phyllostomus discolor (pale spear-nosed bat) is the source of this 6097-nucleotide messenger RNA. RefSeq names its product glucosamine (UDP-N-acetyl)-2-epimerase/N-acetylmannosamine kinase (gene GNE). Gene Ontology annotation, molecular function: N-acylmannosamine kinase activity; UDP-N-acetylglucosamine 2-epimerase activity; hydrolase activity, hydrolyzing O-glycosyl compounds. The transcript is spliced from 12 exons. Gene Ontology annotation, biological process: UDP-N-acetylglucosamine metabolic process. The coding region runs from base 230 to 2398 and encodes 722 amino acids. NCBI's taxonomy places the organism in Eukaryota, Metazoa, Chordata, Mammalia, Chiroptera, Phyllostomidae. The record is from RefSeq and is a predicted model, not a curated record.
UUGGGGUGGGUGUGCUAGGGGGGUGGGGAGCCGGGGUAGAGCGGCUAGUCAUCGACCCCUGGGAGUUGCGGAAGCCGAAGGGGCGGGCUUGCGCACGGCCUGCCUGCUGGCGUGGCCUCCGGCUCUCUCCGUCGAGGCGUGGCAGCAGCAACUGCGGUGGCGCCGGAGGGAGCGGGACUACCGACGAGAACUCUAUUUUAAGGACCUUUCCAAAAGGAAAAAACAAGUCAUGGAGAAGAAUGGGAAUAACCGAAAGCUUCGGGUUUGUGUUGCUACUUGCAAUCGUGCUGAUUAUUCUAAACUCGCACCCAUCAUGUUUGGCAUUAAGACGGAACCAGAGUUCUUUGACCUUGAUGUGGUGGUGCUUGGCUCUCACCUGAUAGACGACUAUGGAAAUACAUACCGCAUGAUUGAACAGGAUGACUUUGACAUUAACACCAGGCUACACACGAUUGUUAGGGGGGAAGAUGAGGCAGCCAUGGUUGAGUCAGUAGGCCUGGCCCUAGUGAAGCUACCAGAUGUCCUUAAUCGCCUGAAACCCGAUAUCAUGAUAGUUCAUGGAGACAGGUUCGACGCCCUGGCACUGGCAACAUCUGCUGCCCUGAUGAACAUCCGGAUCCUUCACAUCGAAGGUGGAGAAGUCAGUGGGACCAUCGACGAUUCCAUCAGACACGCCAUAACAAAGCUGGCUCAUUACCACGUGUGCUGCACCCGAAGUGCCGAGCAGCACCUGAUAUCCAUGUGUGAGGACCACGAUCGCAUCCUUUUGGCAGGUUGCCCUUCCUAUGACAAACUUCUCUGUGCCAAGAACAAAGACUACAUGAGCAUCAUUCGGAUGUGGUUAGGUGAUGAUGUAAAACCUAAAGAUUACAUCGUUGCUCUACAGCACCCAGUGACCACCGACAUUAAGCAUUCCAUUAAAAUGUUCGAGUUGACACUGGAUGCACUUAUCUCGUUCAACAAGAGGACCCUAGUUCUGUUUCCAAAUAUUGAUGCAGGGAGCAAAGAGAUGGUUCGAGUGAUGCGGAAGAAGGGCAUCGAGCAUCACCCUAAUUUCCGGGCAGUGAAACACGUCCCGUUUGACCAGUUCAUACAGUUGGUUGCCCACGCGGGCUGCAUGAUUGGGAACAGCAGUUGUGGGGUACGAGAGGUUGGAGCUUUUGGAACACCUGUGAUCAAUCUAGGAACACGUCAGAUCGGAAGAGAAACAGGGGAGAAUGUCCUUCAUGUCCGGGAUGCUGAUACCCAAGACAAAAUAUUGCAAGCGCUGCACCUGCAGUUUGGGAAACAGUACCCUUGUUCAAAGAUAUAUGGGGAUGGAAAUGCUGUUCCAAGGAUUUUGAAGUUUCUCAAAUCUAUUGAUCUUCAAGAGCCACUGCAAAAGAAAUUCUGCUUUCCUCCUGUGAAGGACAAUAUCUCUCAAGACAUUGACCAUAUUCUUGAAACUCUGAGUGCUUUGGCUGUUGAUCUCGGUGGGACGAACCUCCGAGUUGCAAUAGUCAGCAUGAAGGGUGAAAUAGUUAAGAAGUAUACUCAGUUCAAUCCUAAAACCUAUGAAGAGAGGAUUAACUUAAUACUACAGAUGUGUGUAGAAGCUGCAGCAGAAGCUGUAAAACUGAACUGCAGAAUUUUGGGAGUAGGUGUCUCCACAGGCGGCCGUGUAAACCCCCGGGAAGGAAUUGUGCUGCACUCAACCAAGCUGAUUCAGGAGUGGAACUCGGUGGACCUCAGGACGCCCCUGUCUGACACUUUGCAUCUGCCCGUGUGGGUAGACAAUGAUGGCAACUGCGCCGCCAUGGCAGAAAGGAAAUUUGGCCAAGGAAAGGGCCUGGAAAACUUCGUGACACUUAUCACAGGCACGGGAAUUGGCGGGGGAAUCAUCCAUCAGCACGAGCUGAUCCACGGAAGCUCCUUCUGUGCGGCGGAACUCGGCCACCUUGUCGUGUCUCUAGACGGGCCUGACUGCUCCUGUGGGAGCCACGGCUGUAUCGAAGCGUAUGCUUCUGGAAUGGCCUUGCAGAAGGAAGCAAAAAAGCUACAUGACGAAGACCUGCUUUUGGUGGAAGGGAUGUCAGUACCAAAAGACGAAGCUGUGGGGGCACUCCACCUUAUCCAAGCUGCGAAACUUGGCAACGUGAAGGCCCAGAGCAUCUUGAGAACAGCUGGAACCGCUCUGGGUCUUGGGGUUGUGAACAUCCUCCACACUGUGAAUCCUUCCCUCGUGAUCCUCUCUGGAAUCCUGGCCAGUCACUACAUCCACACUGUCAAAGACGUCAUCCGCCAGCAAGCCCUGCCCUCCGUGCAGGACGUGGACGUGGUGGUUUCGGACCUGGUGGACCCUGCCCUGCUCGGGGCCGCCAGCAUGGUUCUGGACUACACGACGCGCAGGAUCUACUAGGCUUCCCGGUAGUGGACACAGACCAGAACUCGAGAGCUCCUUAACGGAAUCAGGUUAUCUUUUAGAUGCACAUUUCUUAAACAGCAAAUUUGAUUAUUUAAAUUUGAUACAUAGCAGGUGACUUUGGCAGAGAAAUUUGUGCUUGUAGUCCCCUCUUCCACAGUCACCUUUCCCCAUCCCCACUUUUGUAGAUGUUGCUUUUUCUUGGGUCAUUUCAGCUCAGACCCUGCAAAUGCCACUCACAGUUUUCCGUGCCAACAGGAGCUACAAUAGCCUUUGGCCUCUGCUUACCAGAUGUACCCCUCAGACCUGCAGGCCGUGCUUGGGAAUGUGACCUUGAGACUGGAGUUUGGAUUAUUACUACUUCCUCCUCUGACCCUAAACUUAGAUGGCAAAAAGGCAUCUAGUCAGGAAACAAAAGCAAAUCUCACCUUGGAAGGCUUAAGUGCACUUUUCUUUAAGUGCCCAGUUUGAUAAGCUUCCACAUAUGUAUGCAACUGUGAAAUCAUUACCGCAAUCAUGACAUUGGACAUACCUGUCACCGCCCCCCAAGGUUCCUUGUUAUUACUCUCCCAGAACCGUGAGAAACUUCAGACCAGGGAUCUGAACUACAGUGGCCUUAGUGGCCUUGUACUUAUCUUCUUAAGGACAGCUGAGAAGCCACUAGGGCUUACAGCCUCUGAAAGGAGAUUAACUGUCCCAAAGGGUUUUUGCUACUGACAAGCAGACACCUCUCCCUUCAGUAACAUCCCAUCCUAUGUGGAACGCGGCCCCCGAGUGCUGCGUUCGCAGUGCCUGUGGCAGACCUGGAGCCCAUAUCCGUGAGUCUGGGUUCCAGCUAAGUGAGAUUCUGUGCUUUCACUGUUGUCAAGAUACAAAGGCCAAGGUUCUUGCUGUCAGUUGCAACCUGGAAGAAAAACUAAUAGCCACCAUUUAUUAAGUGCCUACUGUGUGCCAGGCUCUGAACGAGGUCCACCUCAAAUAUAUUAUUCUAAAUGUUUGCAGCCUAUAAAACAGGUGUUUUAAUUCCCAGCUUAGAGAAUCCCAAACUGUCUUAGUGUUUAAACAUACCUAAAGUUAUGUCUCUAGUGAGUCUGAGACAGGGUUUGAUCCCAGGUCCCUCUGCUUUUUCUGCUAAGCCACACAACCUCCCAUCAAAAAUUUUCAAAUUGUGAAUAUAUUUGGAUUUACUGCAGACUGGCAGAAACUUUAUUUAUUAUCUUACUAGUAAUGCCUUGAUUUGUCCAUGGCACUAUCUGUAAGUAGACUAUUUAAUCAAAUAUUCUGUGUGGUGUCAAUUUUGCCAGUGAAAAGUUUUAUGGAUACUUUCAGAUGACCUAAAAAAGUAUAUGCAUAAGUUUCUCAGAUUAUUUUAGGAGAACCUCAAGAUUUCUACAUUGUUUCAGUAUUAGCGUAUAAAAUAAAAUGAAGGAAUCAAUAUUACAUUUGUGCUUCCUUCCUGGUGAGUUAAUGUGAAAAGAUAGAUUGACUGAUUCUUAGAACUUUCUACCAGCCCUGAAUAAUCUCCAGGUCCUGGUUAUUGCUAAAACAUUCCCGGUGACCCCUGGGAGGGAAGCUGGUCUGCUCGGCCAGAUGGUGUACUGUGAAGGGGCGUCAGUUGUUCCUUGGUGAAAUCCGUAACCACUUUCUACACCAGACAAUUGCAUUGCCACCCAAAAAAUGAAGGAUGGUACUGAAUCUAAAACCAAAUCUUAGUUUUUAAGUUCAUGGAAAGACUAAUAUAUUCCAACAUAAUUAUUACAUAUGGUUAAUAAUCAUAUCUUAAUUUAUUUUAAUGUAAAUAUUUUUGUUACUGAGCCAAAUUCUAAAGAAAAAAUAAAUAUAUUUCCUUGCAGAAAUCCUAGCACUUUUAUUUUGUUUUGUUCUUAAAUUAACUCACUAGCUAAAAGCGUUUCCCUUCCCAGAAGAUUUACAUUGUUGCAGCGCUUACUUUUUGAAGGUCAUGUAACUUCUGUAAGGCAUCUAAUACUGAUUUCUUAACAACAACAAAAAAACCUUUGAUAAUAUAAUUACUAUGUAUAUUUUACAGAAUUUGUUUCUUGUGAUAACGUUUAAGAUCUACUUUCAAAUAUGUGAUAUAGUAUUAACUAUAGUUAGCCAUGCUGUGUAUUACAUCCCCAUGGAUUACUUAUUUUGUAAUUGGAAAUUUGUACCUUUUGACCCUCUUCACCCAUUUCACUCACCAUCUACACCACCUCUGGCAACCACCAGUCCAUUGUGAUUUAUUGUGAGCUUGGUUUGUUUUUUUUCUUUAGAUUCCACAUUUAAGUGAGAUCAGACAGUAUCUGUCUUUCUCUAAUUUAUUUCACUUAGCAUAAUACCCUUAAGGUCCGUCUAUGUUGCAUAUGGCAAAUUUCAUAGGUUUUAUGGCUGAAGAAUAAUCCAUUAGAUAUACAGCAUGAUUUCUUUAUCUGUUCAUUUCCAUAUCUUGGCUAGUGUAAAUAACGAAGUGAACACAAGGUGUGUAUAUCUUUUAAGUAUUUUUGUUUUCUUCAGAUACUCAGAAGUGGAACUUCGGGGUCUUAUGCCUGCUCUACUUUUAAUUUUUUUGAGGCAUCCCCGCACUGUGUUCCAUCGUGGCUGCACCAGUGUACAUUCCCACCAGCAGGGCAUGGGGGUUCUCUGCUCCGCAUCCUCGCUAACAUUCAGUGUUUCUUGUCUGUUUGAUAGUAGCCAUUCUAACAGGUGUGAGGUUUUGAUUUGCAUUUCCCUGACUAGUGAUAUGGAACAUCUUUUCACGUACCUGUUGGCCAUCUGUAUGUCCUUUUUAGAAAAAUAUUCAGGUCCUCUGCUCAUUUUUUAAUCACAUUGGGUUUUUUUUGCUAUUGAGUUCUAUGAGUUCUUUAUGCUCAAUUUUGGAUAUUAACCCUGUAUCAGAUAUGAUUUGCAAAUAUUUUCUCCCAUUCAGUAGGAUGCCUCUUUGUUGACGGUUUCCUUUGCCAUGUGGAAGCUUUUAAGUUUGCUAUAGUUCUGUGUUUACUUUUGCAUUUGUGGCCUUUGCUUUUGGUGUGAAAUCCAAAGAAUUAUCACCAAGACAGAAGUUGAGGGACUUACUACUGCCUGUUUUUUAGUUCUAUGGUCUCAGGUCGUACAUUCAAGUCAUUAACCCAUUGUGAGUUAAUUUUUGUGGUGUGUGGGGCAGCAUCGUGGUCCAGUUUCUUUCUUUUAUAUGUGCCUGUCCAGUUUUCUCAAUGCAAUUUACGAGACUGUCCUUUCUUGAUUGUAUAUUCUUGGCUCCCUAUGUUGUAAAUUAAUUGACCAUAUAUGUGUGGGUUUAUUUCUGGGCUUUCUAUUCUGUUCCAUUGAUAUAUGUAUCUUUUUAUGCUGGUACCAUACUGUUUUGAUUUCAAUGGCUUUGUAAUAUAUUUGGAAAUCAGAGAGCAUGCCUCCAACUUUGUUCUCCUUUCUCAAGACCACUUUGGUAUUCAGGGUCUUUUGUGGUUCCAUGUAAAUUUUAGGAUUGUUCUAUUCUGUGAAAAAUGCCAGUGGAAUUUUGAUAGGAAUUUCAUUGGAUCUGUAGAAUGCUUUGAGUAAUAUGGACAUUUUUAACAAUUUUAAUUCUUCCAGUCCAUGAACACAGAAUAUCUUUCCAUUUAUUUGUGUUGUCUUCAAUUUUCACCAAUGUCAGAUAGUUCUCAGUGUGCAGGUUUUUACCUUAAUUAAAUUUAUUCCUAAGUA